AAUAAACAAGAAUAUAUAUUUUAAAGUUAUAUCUUAUAGUUUGUUUUGUUUACUUCUUGAAGUGGUUUAAAAUGGAAAAUAUUGAAAAAGUUAUUAAUCUUUUGCAUAAAAGGAAAGUUGUUCGUGAUGAACAAUUCGCAAAUGAAGAGAGAAAGCAAAUUACAGAAUACAGUAAUUUGAUGAAUACAUUACAGACUAUAAAAGAUGAACGUAACGAUUGUAAAGAUAACAUCAUUAAACAUCUUCAAUGUUUAACGAUACACAAACAUUCCACGUACAAACUCAUUCAUAAUUCAGAGAAUAUUCCAGGAUUACCAGUUUCUCACAAUUAUCAUCGGCAAGCAAUAAUGUUUUUAUCUGAGGGGAUUGAUUUUAUAAAUAAAUUACCAAAUAUAUAUACAAAUCUAGAUACCAAUAACAAAGAAAGUACUAUUAAUUCUACAAAUCUUCUUCACGAUAUUACAUCUUGUACAAAUAGUGUAGGAAGUGAACUUUGUAAUAUAAAGUCUCUAAUUACAGAUGUAAAAACAUUGCAAAAAAAUACAGAUAUAUUGCAGGAGUAUUGUUUAGUUAAUAAUGAUGGGGAUAUGGAUAUCUAAACAAAUAAUAUCUUACACUUUGAAUGAGAAAAAUACAUUUUAUCCUUACUCCUUACAGUAAUAAGAGGAAGGUAUUAUCUCAUUCUGAAAGUUAUGUGAAACAUCCCUUUCUGGUCUUUCAGUUUCAUAAGCAGAUAAGACUCCUUUAAUUUUAUCUCUGUAAAAUAAAUACACUUAGCAGUAACAAAGAGAACUUAUAAUAUUUAUCAUUAUAACAAAAUAAUGAUAAAUGUAUAAUUUAAAAAAAAAGGAAGUACUCUUAAUAUACAAAUAUAUAAAUAUUCUUACUUUGUAACAUUAUAUUUUUCAGUUGCAACUUUUUUUUCUCUUUCCAUCAAUGCUUGAAUUUGUAUUUGUAGUUGAUUAAAUUUUUCUUUAUUCUGA
This is a messenger RNA of Bombus terrestris (buff-tailed bumblebee), 983 nucleotides long. RefSeq lists its product as uncharacterized. Lineage: Eukaryota; Metazoa; Arthropoda; Insecta; Hymenoptera; Apidae. Bases 72 to 599 code for a protein of 175 amino acids. The record is from RefSeq and is a predicted model, not a curated record. The transcript is spliced from 6 exons.